Molecule: messenger RNA, 2326 nt
Organism: Chara braunii
Lineage: Eukaryota; Viridiplantae; Streptophyta; Charophyceae; Charales; Characeae
Source: the annotation of a GenBank genome assembly
GAGAGUGAGAGUGAGAGAAAGAGAGAGAGAGAGAGAGAGAGAGAGAGAGAGAGAGAGAGAGAGACUGAUGUGUACGGUGUAUUUGUACGUGUGUAACAAUAUUACCAUGUUCAUCAAGAAGGUUCUCUUAAACAUCAUUUCACCUCUAGUGACCCCUGAGCAAGUCAUGGAGGAUCCUUUCAUUCGUCUGCAAAACAGAUGUGAUGACCUCAAUGUGAAGGUGCGCUUCAAGAAACAUCUGGUAGGGAAUCUCUGGGAGGCGUCUUUGAUGAUUGAUGGGACGGUCCUAAUGACCGAAAGACAUGAGAAGUUAAAGGUAGCUCAACGGAUUCUUGCUGAGAAUGCUAUAGCACAGUUAGAAACAAAUCAAGUGUCCAGGAGAGGAGUUGACGACCAAGGACUGAGUAAGGGGAAGGAGAAUGAUAAAGAUCUGCAACACGUGAUGAAAGGUUGUGGCCAUGACGGCAUUUCACAUCCCCGUAAGUAUCGAAGUAUGGAGGUGUCGAAGCAAGAUGAAGAUAACAAGAACCAUGGGCAUGUGAAAGUCUCUGAACAGAAGGAGGAUGGCCAUAGCUAUAGUCAUCACGCUGCAGGUCGUCAAGGACAGGAGAAGAAAAUGCAGUUGAUUUUUGCUGAGAAUGUAAUCACACAGUCAGAAACAAAGGAGACCUCCAGGAUUGCUGUUGGGCAGCAAGGACCGAACAAGGGAAAGGAGGAUGAGAAAAAGCUUCGAAAUGUUUUGGAAGGUCAUGUCCAUGAGGAUGUUUUGGAAGGCAAGGAGCGGCAGCAUGAUAACUGUCCAAGUACCACGAUCUUGAGUUUUGACAAAGAUAGCCACAACCAUCAGUUUGCAGAAAUCCCUGAAGGAAAGGAGUACAAUCACGGCCAUGGAUGUUAUGAGGCAGGUUUGCCAGGAGAGCAGAAGAUGGUGCAGGGUUCUCUUGCUGACAGUGAUAUUGCACAGUUAGGAAUGGAACAAACCGCCACUGGAGCUUUGGAGCAGCAAGGGCUGAACAAGGUGAAGGAGGAUGAGAAAAAGCUGCAAAACAUGGUGGAAGGUUAUGGCCAUGAGGAUGUUUUGGGAGGCCAGGAGCGACAUCAUCAUAACAGUGCAAGCACCGAGGUGUUGAAGGUAGAUGAACAUAAUGAGAACAUGGGGCAUGCGGAAAAAAACUCUGAAAGGAAGGAGGAUGAGCAUAGCCAUGGACAUUGUGUGGCAGGUUUGCGAGGAGAGGAAUAUAUGGUGCAGGGGACUCCUGCCGACAAUGCUAUUGCAGAGUUACGAAGGGAGCACGUCUCCACCAAAGCUUUUGAGCAGCAAGGGCUGAACAAGGGGAAGGAGGAUGGGAAAAAGCUGCAGAACAUGGUGGAAGGUCACGACCAUGAGGACGUUUCGGAAGGCCAGGAGCAGCAUCACCAUAAUGGUGUAAGCACUAAGGUGUUGAAGGUAGAUAAAGAUAACGAGAACAUUGGGCAUGUGGGCAUCUCUGAGGGGAAGGAGGAUGACCAUUGCCAGGGACAUUGUGUGGCAGCUUUGCAAGGAGAGGAGAAGAUGGCUCGCUGGAUUCUUGCCGGGAAUACUAUUGCACAGGUUGAAAAUAAACAAACCUCUAGGGAAGCUGUCUAUCAGCAAGAGCUGAACAAGGGGGACAAGAACAAGCAGCAAAACGUGAUGGAAGGUUGUGGUCGUGAGGGCAUUUUGGAAUUCAAGGAGAAGCUUCACCAGAAGUGUGGAAAUAUUGAGGUCCUGAAGAUAGAUGACGAUAACCAGAACCAUGUGCAUGCGCAACUCUCUGAAGGAAAGGAGGAUGACCAUAGCCAUGGACAUCAUGAGGCAGCUUUGCAAGGGGAGGAGACGAUUGCAGGCAAUGCUUUUGCACAGUUAGAAAUGGAAGGAACCUGCAGGAAAGCUGUGGAUCAGCAGGGACCGGACAAGGGGGAGGAGGAGGAGGAACAGCUACAAAACAUAAUGGAAUGUCAUGACCAUGAGGACGGUUUGGAAGGCAAGGAGGAGCAUCACGAUAACCAUGUGAGUACCGAGGUCUUCAAGAUAAAUAAAGAUAACCAGGGUAAUGAGUAUGCGGAAAUCUCUGAACAAAAGGAGGAUGAUCAUAACUAUGGACAUCAUGAGGCAGGUUUGCAAGGAGAGGAGGCUGGUCAUAGUCAUACUGCCAUCGAGGUCCUCGAGGGAGAAGGAGAUGCUGAACAUGACGUUUCAGAAGAUGAAAAGGUAAGAAGAUUAGUCAUGAUAAAGCUGGUAAGCCUGGAAAACAUUGCUUUUCUUUGUUGACUUGCAUGGGUAAGUUGUAUCUUGAGCCAUUUGAAA